AUAAUGAAAAUAAAAUAAAUUUUUGCAGAGGUGGGCUACUAUCAGAAAAAAACAGGGCAACUUGAAAGUGGGAACCAGUUCGGUACUUUCUGAGACUCAGCUGGCUGCGGCGCACAGAGCAGUGUCCCUUGCCCUAGAUAUGCCCUUGGGUGAUAAUUUGAAGGCAGCAAAAAGUACGGGUGGAAAGUUGGCUGUAUCUCUCGUCAAACAAAGUGGUACAGCAUCAAAUAGCACUUCAGGCAACUCCUCACAUCCUGCUUUUGUUGAAACAUCAUCCGUUGGUGUACCUUCAUUGAAAAGAUUAUCAACAAAUCCUACUCAAACCUCAGGUUCAAUGGUUGAAGCUGCUGCAGUUGCUGCUGGGGCUCGCAUAGUUAAACCUUCUGUUGCUUCUUCGCAAGUUGAGGCUCCACGUUCUCAGAAUGCUGUUCAUACCAUUUCUGGAGGAGGCUCUACGAUAAAAUCCUUAACUACUGGUCUCUCGAAUCAACUGCCAAGUAAUGUGCAUUUUAUUCGAAAUGGCCUGGCAAAGGCGCCAAUCACCAAUCACUCCCCGACUAUGACAAAAGCCUCUAAACCUGGUGACGCUCGGCAAGCACAAGUUCCAACUGCCGGAAUUGCAGGAACUGUAGCUGAAGCAACUGUUUCUAGCUCGGAAAAUGUCCAGAAAGACGAAGCUGCUCUUGCUUCAAGAGAGGAAAUUCUUGAAUCUCGAGUUGCUUUGGUGGGCAACCAAUCGGAAGAGAAAGUAGAAGAAAAUCAAGCUUCUUUUUCAGGCAAUGCAUCAAAAGAGAACAGUAUAGCAAAUGGAGCUUCUAUUCCCUCCAAGGAUCCAAUCGGACCAACUACAGAUAAUUGAUUUGCUUUAGCAAGUUCGGAUGUAAAAAAUGGUGGUAAUUUCAAAUGUGAAUCAUGCUACAAUUUUGUUCAGUGUAUUAGCAGCCUUGACCUGUGAAGCAAGGGAUGGUCCCCCCAUGAUGGAGUGCAAGUGUCCGAGAUGUAUUGGACAUCGAUACUUCUCAAAGACAUCCGGAAUCUACAUGCUAGUCGUGUCCGGUUUAUUAAUUUCUGAGUCCGAUAUCUGAUCGAUUUGUAAAUUUUGAAAAUAAAAAUUAGGGCAAGUUUACAUUAUUACUGUGCUGAGGCAAUGUGUGUAUUUUCAUCUGAUGGUGCCAAUUAGCAAUUGCCCAAAAAUCAUUCUACUUUCCUUGAAUGGAUUCAUUUAUGUAAUCGUAGUGAUGUGAUUUUACAGAACUUUGUACUGUAAUA
Molecule: messenger RNA, 1269 nt
Organism: Olea europaea var. sylvestris
Lineage: Eukaryota; Viridiplantae; Streptophyta; Magnoliopsida; Lamiales; Oleaceae
Exons: 3
Coding region: 140-859 (239 amino acids)
Source: RefSeq, a predicted model, not a curated record